Juglans microcarpa x Juglans regia is the source of this 1960-nucleotide messenger RNA. Its product is annotated as disease resistance protein RUN1-like. Gene Ontology annotation, biological process: signal transduction; defense response. Gene Ontology annotation, molecular function: ADP binding. The record is from RefSeq and is a predicted model, not a curated record. Lineage: Eukaryota; Viridiplantae; Streptophyta; Magnoliopsida; Fagales; Juglandaceae.
AUCAAAAUUGAAUUGCAUACACUUAUUCCUCAAUGGCAUUCAGUUUACCCUCUUCCUCCUCCGCCUCUUCUUCUUCCACUCUCAAAUGGCUUUACGAUGUAUUCUUGAGUUUUAGAGGAAUAGAUACUCGCAAUACUUUUACUACCUAUCUAUAUCAUACUCUAUGUCAAAGGGGAAUCAAAACCUACAUAGAUGAGAAAAAUCUUGAAAGAGGAGAGACAAUUUCACCUACACUUCUCAAAGUCAUUGAGGAGUCAAUGAUUUCUAUCAUUGUAUUAUCUUCAAACUAUGCAUCAUCUACAUGGUGCUUGGAGGAGCUAACGAAGAUCCUUGAGUGUAAGAAAACAAAACAACAAAUUGUUUUACCAGUAUUUUACCAUGUAGAUCCAUCAGAAGUACGAAAUCUGAGAGGACGUUUUGGAGAAGCUUUGGCUAAACAUCAGGAGAGAUUCAAGGAGAACCCAAAGGUGCAAAAGUGGAAGGAAAGCCUACAAGAGGUUGCCGGUUUGUCUGGAGAACAUUUGGAAGACGGGAAUGAAUAUGAAUUUAUGCAUAAAAUCAUUCAAUGGGUGGACUCGACAAUAGAUAUUAAAACUGCAUCCCAGUUAGACAUUGCUGAGUAUCCAAUUGGACUAGAUUCUCCUCUAAAUGCCUUGAAUACUAAGUUAAAAAUUGGAAGGAAUGACAUUACUCUCAUGAUAGGGAUUUACGAAAUUGGUGGAAUUGGUAAAACAACUCUCGCCAAAGCAGUCUUUAACUCAAUUGGACAUCAAUUUGAAGCUAGAUGUUUUCUAGCAAAUGUUAGAGAGAAAUCGAGUCAAGUGGACGGUCUGGUCACACUGCAAAAGCAACUUCUUUAUGAGCUCUUAGGAAACUUUGGAAGUUUGAAUAUUGGCGGUGUUGGAGGUACUGAUGUUAUAAAGCAUAGGCUCUGCUCUAAAAGGGUACUUAUAAUUCUUGAUGAUGUGAGCGAGUCAUGCCAAUUACAAAAACUAGCUGGAAAUCAUAAUUGGUUCGGUCCAGGAAGUAGAAUAGUAGUAACAACAAGAGAUGAACGUCUAUUAACUUCUCAUAAAGUUGAUUCAACGUACAAAGUGCCGGGAUUAGACGACAACCAAGCUAUUCAACUAUUUAGUUGGCAUGCAUUUGAAAGAGACAAUCCAAUUGAAAGUUAUGUAGAACUCACAAAAGCUAUAAUCGGUUAUGCUAAGGGCCUUCCACUAGCUCUUAAAGUGCUUGGUUCAUAUUUGCGUGGUAGAAGAAUACAAGAAUGGAAAAGUGCAUUGGAAAAGUUUGAAAGAAGUCUUCACAAGAAUAUUUAUGAAAUUCUUAAAAUAAGCUAUGACGGGUUGGAGGAUGAAGAAAAGGAUAUUUUUCUUGACAUUGCAAUUUUCUUCAAGGGGAACUCUGUUGAAUAUGUCAUGAAAAUACUAGGCUUUUCAUCAUAUUGUGGUAUUGCAAGGCUUAAAGAAAAGUGUCUCAUCAAUAUUAAUUAUUCUCAAUGUGUGGAGAUGCAUGACUUAUUGCAAGAAAUGGGUAAAGAAAUUGUUCGACAAGAAUCGUCCAAAGAAGCUGGCAAGCGUAGUAGAUUGUGGUUUCAUGAAGAUGUUCGCCAUGUAUUUGAAGAAAAUACGGGAACAGACAGCAUUGAAGUGAUUCUGUUAGAUAUUCCUGAAGGCCAUGAUCACAAGAUAUGCUUGGAUUCCAAGGUAUUUAAGAAGAUGGUGAAUCUUCGAUUAUUGCAUAUAAACCAGAAUGCACAAUUUUCUGGAGGACCACCGAAUUAUCUCUCUAAUGAGAUAAGAGUGCUUCAUUGGCCUAGAAAUCCUUUGUCAUUUUUGCCUUCUAAUUUUCAUGGAAAAAAGCUCGUUGAAUUUGAAAUGCCUAAUAGCCUCAUCAAGGAGUUAGGCGGCCUAAAAUCCAAGGUUCCUCCUCAAGCACGAUAAUUUGGGAAUCGCUA